AUGACGAUAUCGAAGGGAGGAGGAUAUGGGACUGUCCGUCACAGGGAUGACAUCGACGACGGGGCCGACAGCUCAAGUAGCUCAGCAAUCGGUUCCAUCCAAGACGAGCCAAAGAGGAGUUGGAAAUCGUACCUCUGGGACACAUUCGACAAGUCUCCCGAAGAGCGACGAUUCCUGUUCAAGCUAGAUGUCGCCUUGAUGACCCUGGCAUCUCUGGGGUAUUUCAUGAAGUAUCUCGAUCAGGUCAACAUUAACAAUGCCUUCAUAUCUGGAAUGAAGGAAGACAUGGGCCUCUUCGGUAAUGAGCUCAACUAUAUGCAAACCUUCUGGACAAUUGGAUAUGUGAUAGGCGAAAUACCGAGCAACUUGCUCUUGACCAAGAUCAGACCUAGUAUUUGGAUUCCUGCUUGCGAAGUCAUCUGGUCCUUGUUGACCGUCCUCCUGGCUAAGUGCACCACGACGACACAGCUAUAUACCCUUCGUUUCUUUAUUGGACUCGCCGAGAGCACUUUCUACCCCGGAAUGCAGUACAUUAUUGGAUCAUGGUAUCGCAAGGACGAGCUAGCCAAGCGAUCGUGCCUGUUCCACGCGAUGGGAAAUGUAGGGUCCAUGGUGUCAGGAUACUUAAUGGCGGGAGCAAUCAAUCUCGACGGGGUGCACGGUUUCCAUGGAUGGCAAUGGCUCUUCAUCACCAACACGGUUGUGUCGCUCCCCAUCGCCAUCUCAGGCUUCUUCUUUCUUCCUGACGUGCCCGAGAUUACCAGGGCAUUUUACCUGACGCCGGAAGAGGUCAAAUUGGCCAAAAAGCGAAUGCAGCUCGAAGGUCGAGCCCAGCGCUCCCCUUUCACGAAGGCAAAAUUUAUCAAAAUCUUCUCCAGCUGGAAGAUUUACCUGCUUACGUUAAUCUACGUCCUCUUUAAUAACGGGAACGGCGGAGCGUCCCAACCCGCUUUCGCCAUAUGGUUGAAACAGCAAGGCUACACGGUCAGGGAGGCCAACAUUUACCCCACGAUCACUGAGGGAAUCGGCAUCGUCACCACCCUCAUAUACGCCUGGACCUCGGAUGGAAUAUUCAAAGGGGCUCGAUGGCCUGCCGUGGUCUUUUCGGGUGUGGUGAAGAUCUUUUCCUACACCUGUCUGACGAUAUGGAACAUACCCACGGCGCUGACUUGGAUAUCUUUCCUGCUUUGUGGAUUUGGAGGGGGUAUCAGUGGUCUAUUAUUUGCCUGGGCCCACGAGCUAUGCGGGGACGACAACGAGGAGAGGGCGCUUGUCACGGCCAUGAUGAAUGAGGUGGCAUACAUAUUCCAGGCGUGGGUGCCGCUGGUGAUCUGGCAGCAAGUGGAAGCCCCGAGUUAUCCAAAGGGUUAUCCCACCAUGAUCGUGAUUGCGGCUGCCCUGAUUAUCAACGCUUUCGUGCUCAGGUAUCUGCACCAUCGUUACGUCAAGCCCACGUCAGACUCGCGAGAUGAGAUCCAGUACGAACCUAUUCCGUCGGUCGAGCUAUUAAGCGAGCACUGA
Clonostachys rhizophaga is the source of this 1521-nucleotide messenger RNA. The record is from the annotation of a GenBank genome assembly. Lineage: Eukaryota; Fungi; Ascomycota; Sordariomycetes; Hypocreales; Bionectriaceae.